Anastrepha ludens (Mexican fruit fly) is the source of this 3117-nucleotide messenger RNA. It is a transcript of the gene Galphas, whose product is annotated as guanine nucleotide-binding protein G(s) subunit alpha. Gene Ontology annotation, molecular function: G-protein beta/gamma-subunit complex binding; G protein-coupled receptor binding; GTP binding. The transcript has 9 exons. Gene Ontology annotation, biological process: adenylate cyclase-activating dopamine receptor signaling pathway; sensory perception of chemical stimulus. Gene Ontology annotation, cellular component: heterotrimeric G-protein complex. Lineage: Eukaryota; Metazoa; Arthropoda; Insecta; Diptera; Tephritidae. The record is from RefSeq and is a predicted model, not a curated record. The coding region runs from base 492 to 1583 and encodes 363 amino acids.
AAUCAAGUAUCGCACAUCACUAAAAUAGUGCAAAGUGAGUUCUUAAAAGUGAUAAAAUUAUACUGAUAAAAAUCAGUUUUAAGUAUAUUUUAGCUAUAUAGCUAUAAAAAAGUGAAAACUAUAUUUUGUAAUGUAACGCAUAGUAAACGUACAGAGCGUUUAUUUGCUGCAAAUACACAUAAUUAAACGCAAUAGGUUGGGAACUGCACGCACAUCAUUGUACACAAAACCAAAAGAAGAAACAAGAGUUCAAAAACAACAAAAAAAAAAAAAUACAAAAAACAAAAAACACUCACGCACACAACAAAAAGAGCACAAAUAUUUUGGAAACUUACAUUAAAAAACAAAAAAUAGCGACGCACAUAUCUUAAAGACGAUUCUUGAUUUUUGAGCUAAUUAGACUGGCUCAAAACGGAGGAAAUAGGGAGGCGGAGUCUCCCGACGGGGCGCAAGAGAACAGAGCAGCGUGUUGGUGGACACCUUGGACGGCUAUGGGUUGCUUCGGGUCACCCAGCUCCAAACAAACGGAUGUGAAUUCAGAAGACUCCAAAAGUCAAAAGCGUCGCAGCGAUGCAAUAUCAAAGCAGCUCCAAAAGGAUAAGCAACUAUACAGAGCUACCCAUCGACUACUCUUGCUAGGGGCUGGUGAGUCAGGAAAAUCGACUAUUGUGAAGCAAAUGCGAAUUUUGCAUGUUGAUGGAUUUUCCGAGCUAGAAAAGAAGCAAAAAGUCGAUGAUAUUAAGAAAAAUAUACGCGAUGCUAUCCUGACAAUUACUGGUGCCAUGAGCACACUAAAUCCACCUGUAUCUUUGGAAAAGAAGGAGAAUGAGGCAAGGGUUGAAUACAUUCAGGAUUACGCUUCCAGUCCCGAUUUUAACUAUCCUCCGGAAUUUUAUGAGCAUACAGAGGAACUAUGGAAAGAUCGAGGAGUAUUGCAAACAUUUGAAAGAUCAAAUGAAUAUCAACUGAUUGACUGCGCAAAAUAUUUUUUGGAUCGAGUAAGCAUAAUAAAGAAACCAGAUUACACACCAAGCGAGCAAGAUAUUUUAAGAUGCCGUGUCUUGACUUCUGGCAUUUUCGAAACACGAUUUCAAGUGGAUAAAGUUAAUUUUCACAUGUUCGAUGUAGGAGGCCAACGUGAUGAGCGGCGUAAAUGGAUUCAAUGCUUCAAUGACGUUACAGCUAUAAUCUUUGUAACUGCAUGUUCAAGCUACAACAUGGUAUUGCGUGAAGAUCCAACGCAAAAUCGUCUCCGUGAAUCAUUGGAUUUGUUCAAAAGCAUUUGGAACAACAGAUGGUUACGCACAAUUUCUGUAAUUUUAUUUUUAAAUAAGCAAGAUUUGUUAGCUGAAAAAAUUAAAGCUGGAAAGAGUAAACUUUCGGAUUACUUUUCCGAAUUUAACAAGUAUCAAACACCAAGUGAUGCUAUAACGGAAUCUGGUGAUGACCCAGAAGUGAUCAGAGCAAAAUAUUUCAUUCGAGAUGAAUUUUUGAUGAAUCUGCAAGGACUUGUGAUGUUCACCGCAAGGGACUUCUGGAGAAACGGGCUUCACACAAACAGCGAUAACUUUUGCAAUAAUUAAUUUUUUUUUUUUGAAAUUUUGGUGAAGUCAAGUUAAAACAUGAUGUUUUUAUGCUAUGUUUUUAUUUUUGUUAAAUAAAUUAAUUAAGUAGCAAAAAAAAAUUCGUGAAAAUCAUCAUUUUUUCGGGCCUCUGACUACCCCUAACCCCUUAAUUCAAGUCGUCAACGCUUUAAUACUCUCCGUAAUAAACUACGCUAUUGAAAUUUAUGGACAUCACUCAAAUAACCAUCUCAAAAUGCUUGCUGCACCAUAUCAUUCAGCUAUAAGAAGAUCGCUUCGUGCAUUUCCAACAUCGCCUAUAAAAAAUUUAUUAGCUGAAUCUGGUCUUCCCUCACUAAGGGAUAACAUGGAAGACAGUACUAUGAAACUCUACCCUAGGAUUAUUCUUGGUUCCAACAACAUGCUACGAAAAGUUUUGUUUUCAUCGUCAUCACGGAUCCGAUUGCCAAAAAUUGAAUCAGCUAUAUACAUUUGCGCGAUAUUCGCUAAAACGAAUAACUUGCCAUUAAAACCACCUAAAUUACGUAAACUUUGUCAUCCACCAUGGUUGAUUCCUAAAGAAUCUUUUAUAGACAAUCUAGUCCGCCAACCUAAGAACAUCACUCCUAAUGCGAUUUAUAUCGCUGAAUUUCGAGUAGUCGCGAGCGAAUUGAAACAUAAUAGUUGGAGAUUUCUUUACACGGACGGCUCUAAAAACUCAAGUACGUCUUUUGCUGUCGUUAGCGAGAAAGGUAAGCCGAUAUCCUAUGGGCUGCUUUUCCCUUUCUGUUGUAUAUUUAUUGCUGAGGCCACCGCAAUUUUCCACGCUGUUCUACAUGCUUCUAAACACUCUGGAAAAUAUGUAAUAUGUACCGACAGCUUAUCAUGUUUUCAAGCUAUAAAAAAUUGCUAUAACCAAACUACUCAUUAAUUCAAUUAGAGAAUAUCUUAUUUUAUAUCAAAAGAAAAUUAAGCUAAUGUGGGUUCCUAGCCAUACUGGUAUAACAGGAAAUUUUUACGCAGACGAAUUAGCAAAAGAUGCAUCUAACGCGCCCACAAUAACACUCAACUUCUUUACAAAAUUAUAUAUCGUCUCAUCAAUGAAAAGAGGCACUCGAAACUCUUCAUCGAUUGGAUUUCUUAUAAUCAUCAUUAUACAAUAGUCAACUCAGCAAGGAUCAAACCAGUAUAUCCUUCAACAAUUCCAGCUAACUUUCUCGCUCCAUACAUACGUCUCCGGAUAGGACACACAAUAGCUACGCAUGCUCACCUCCUUGGUAGCAUAAGAACCAAUAACUGUCCAUUUUGCAACGACACAGCAACUGUCCUCCACCUAUUAGAAUUUUGCCCAAUACUUCGAGAUAAAAGAGAAUGUUACUCUAAUACGGAUCCUAUUUCCCUCCUUUCCAGCCCAACUGAGGAAAACAUAAAAAUCCAUAUAUCUUUUUCUAAAAGAUUGAUAGCCUCUGAUGCUAGCGCUGCAUGUUUUUUAGGUUGUACAUAUGUAAAUUUACAUUGUAUAAGCUUAUAUAAAUAAAUAAAAUAAAGUUCCAUU